Molecule: messenger RNA, 2702 nt
Organism: Sarcophilus harrisii (Tasmanian devil)
Lineage: Eukaryota; Metazoa; Chordata; Mammalia; Dasyuromorphia; Dasyuridae
Gene: GTF2E2
Product: general transcription factor IIE subunit 2
Exons: 8
Coding region: 140-1015 (291 amino acids)
Biological process (GO): transcription initiation at RNA polymerase II promoter
Cellular component (GO): transcription factor TFIIE complex
Source: RefSeq, a predicted model, not a curated record
CGGGCGAGAGCAGGCGCUGAAGGGACACGAAGGGCUGGUCCGGGCCAGGGCGGAGCGGAGCGGAGCAGCGGCGGCGGCGGCGGCGGCCGGGCCACGACGAGGCGGCUCGUACCCCUCCCCCCUCCCCUUGCGCAGCAUUAUGGAUCCAAGCUUAUUAAAAGAACGGGAGCUGUUCAAAAAACGAGCUCUCUCCAAUCCAUCAGUGGAAAAACGUCCAGCACUUUCUGAGUCAUCCUCAUCAUCAAAGAAGAAGAAAGCCAAACUCGAACAGGGAGGGUCAUCGGGCUCAAAACAAAAUUCAGAUCACAGUAAUGGAUCAUUUAACUUCAAAGCCCUUUCUGGAGGCUCAGGAUACAAAUUUGGAGUUCUUGCAAAGAUUGUAAAUUACAUGAAGACCCGACACCAGAGAGGUGACACACAUCCACUGACUCUAGAAGAAAUUUUGGAUGAAACCCAGCAUUUGGACAUAGGACUCAAGCAGAAACAAUGGCUAAUGUCUGAGGCGCUAGUCAACAAUCCCAAAAUUGAGGUAGUCGAUGGGAAAUAUGCCUUCAAGCCCAAGUACAACCUGAAAGACAAAAAAGCCUUGCUUCGGCUCCUAGAUAAGCAUGACCAGAGAGGAUUAGGAGGAAUUCUUCUUGAAGACAUCGAGGAGGGGCUGCCCAAUGCCCAGAAAGCCAUCAAGGCCUUAGGGGACCAGAUCAUCUUUGUCACUCGUCCUGACAAGAAGAAGAUCCUUUUUUUCAAUGAUAAGAGCUGUCAGUUCACAGUGGAUGAAGAAUUUCAGAAACUUUGGAGGAGCAUCACUGUGGAUUCUAUGGAUGAGGAGAAAAUUGAAGAAUAUCUGAAGCGACAGGGUAUUUCUUCUAUGCAGGAGUCUGGACCAAAGAAAGUGGCUCCCAUUCAGCGGAGGAAGAAACCAGUGUCCCAGAAGAAGCGAAGGUUCAAGACUCACAAUGAGCACUUGGCUGGGGUCUUGAAAGAUUACUCUGACAUUGCUCCUGGCAAACAGUGAGUGGUUUCUCUUCUGAUCAGCUGCAUUCACAGAGGAUCUUGACUGAGGAUGCUCAGACUGGUGUUGGCUGGCAGACGGCCCCUCUUCUCUGACUGUGGAGAGGAAACAACUGUUUACAGAACAAGUGUGAGAUAUCAGCCUUCUCCGACCUUGCUCUGAUUGAUUGACUGCAAGGUAAUUCCCUUGGGUUUGUUCACCUUUGAAAGGCAUGCCUGCUGGCAUUGUCAACACCUGAUGUUUAACUGCUUCUGCUCAUGGUUCCUUUUCCCCUUUUGUUUUUAGAGCAAGUUUGCAGAUAGAAUUGAAUGCAAUGUGUGUUUAUUCUAAGAGAACCUAUUUAUAAUAAAAUCAUUGUAGAAACAUGUUUGAGGGAGUAGUGAAUUCUGUUUGUUUAUUUUUUUCUCUUCAGCAUUAGUUAAACUCUAGGAAGGUUUCCCAUUUAUGGGGAAACUUCAGUCCUGGGAAAGCCUCAUUGUCCGGUCCAAUUUGAACAGGACAGUGACCCAAGCACUGCCGCUUGUUGGAAAAUUAAAGCAAUAAAGACAACUUGAAGGCAUUGCUGAAACCCUUGGGUUAUAUUUCCAAAGGACUGGAUUAUUAGAACCACAGCUCCCUCAGAUGUUUUGGGCUUAGGACUUCAUGGUCUGAUUUAGCAUUGUCUAGUCAAUGAUCACUGUGUCCAGUUUUGUAUCUAAAAAGAGUGGUUCCCACUAGCUGGAUGGUGGACACCACCCUUGGGCAGGCUCAGGGGUCCCUUCUGCUUUGUGGCUUGACCUCACUGUUCCUACUUUCCUUGUGGAUUCUUCUUUAGACUUUCUCCUUGGUCUCUGUUUUACUAGUCGUGGCCCUGCUUCCAAGUACUGUUAAUGAAGCUUUUGUGGGCAACGAUGCUAUUUGCGAUUCCUAAUGAUACACAAGGAGAUGACUGAUGAAGAAGGAAGGAAUUUGAGCCACUUGUAAGAAGACUUUGGUUUCUGUGGCCCUCAUUCAAAAGCCACAUGCCGGUGCUCUGUACCGCAAUUCUGGUGACAGGGUAUGACUAGGAUUGCCACAAGUCACAUCCACUUCCUGGAGUGUGCUGGGCUAAGUUCUCUUGUACUGAAGGAGAAAGUGGAAACGUUCUGGACAAAUGACCUUGUGUUUAUAUGAAUUUUCUGAGCUAAACAAAAGCAGGAAUUUAACAUUCAGGUUUGUAUGGGACAUUGAAUUAGUUAACCACAUUUUCUGUAGAGACAGCAUAGCUUAAUGAAGAAGGCACCCAAACUUUUGUAGUCAUUCCACAUGAAGAAUUUGUACUGGAAGCAUGCAUGAAUCCCAGAACUGUAGAUUUAAAGAUGAGUGGAACCCCAAAGGUCAUUGAAUCUUACCACUUCAUUUUGGUGAAGGUGAUUUGGGUUAUGGGUGACAGAGCCAGCAUUCAAACCCAGAUCUUUGAACGCUAAAUCUCUGCAUACUGUGAUAGUUUUUCUUGGUUCAAAGGAAGCGAUGACAAUUUUGUAUUUUGUAUGUAUUUUUCUUGGGUUUCUAUUUUUUUAUUUUUUAAUUUUAAAUUUAACAAGCAUCAAAAACACAAAAUCGAUAUACAAAGCGAAACAAAAAAAGAUGAUUGUUCAUGAAGCCAUGAAUUAUUGCAUUCCAUAUGCUUUUUUAAAAUGCAGAUAAUAAAUUUAACAUUACUUUCGAAGUG